GAGAGAGAGAGACAGAGAGAGAGGGGGCCGCCGCACCCACACAACCCGUGGCACCAACACCAUAUAACUCAGCGUCGCCGUGUGGCACUCUUGACUCUCCCGCGUCCCUCCCUGCCUGCCACUUCUCUCCGCGCUCUGGCUAAACGCAGAGAACACAGAGAGAAAACACUAACUUCCCCACUUCACACACACACGCACACACACACACACUCCACUCUCUCUUUCUCUUCUCUAACUAACACGAUACUGAAGCUAUUCCGAGUCAAAUUCUGAAGUUUUGUAUUCUCUAGCUUCACUCACAUAAGUUUCUAAGUCCUCACGUGUCUUUAAAAGCUUGUGUAUUUCGAGGCUUCUUUCUCUCUCUCUCUUCGUGCGUCUAUUUCUUCCGGUCUCUUCACGUCCCGCCACCGCAGCACUCACGAUGCAGACCUGGGCCAGAAUCUCCACUCUCCUGCUGCUGCUUCUGCCAUUCCUCCUCGUACUGACUCCUGCAGCUGAAGCCCACGGAUCAGUGAAAGUCGGCUGUCUUAACUACGGACACUCCUGCUUGGGAGCUCACGGCAAGCGUGGUUCCUGGCCUCCUAGUGCUCCCCGCUCUCCCCCGGCAGUAGCCCUCCUCGCCCCCUUCCUCCAGAGUCUCGCCGCCCCCCGCGCCGCCGCUCGCUCCUGGCAGGACAAAAUCAUGUCACAGCGCCGCCAGCAGGAGGAGGAGGAGCAGCAGCAGCAGCAGCAACAGCAGCCACAACAGCAGCAGCAGCAGCACGAGGACUUCCCAGCAGUGUAUGAGGACGCGCCCUUCCCCCGCAUCCCCGUCGCCUUGCACCACGCCCUUCCCGCCAACCAAGACGCCCCUGCACUCGAUGACGACGACCUGGCCUACUAUGGCACCUACGAGGAUGACUAUGGCGAUCACCGCGCUAAAAGAAGUGUGAGCGAGAAGACCGAGAAGAAAAAGACGCCACCCACUAAAGCCUCUGUGUCCUGCCUUCUGUUCUCCCGGCGGUGUUGAGUCCAGAAAGUGAAGGGCACAUGCUCCCUUCCUCACUCCCUUCCCUCCCUUUCCUUCUCCCCGUGAGUUCGCCCCGCGCCCCUCAAGUCUGUCCUCUUCAGGAAUAUAUUAUUGGGGACACCGUUUU
Molecule: messenger RNA, 1136 nt
Organism: Scylla paramamosain (green mud crab)
Lineage: Eukaryota; Metazoa; Arthropoda; Malacostraca; Decapoda; Portunidae
Product: serum response factor homolog
Exons: 7
Coding region: 422-1009 (195 amino acids)
Source: RefSeq, a predicted model, not a curated record